Aspergillus aculeatinus CBS 121060 is the source of this 1158-nucleotide messenger RNA. RefSeq names its product endonuclease/exonuclease/phosphatase family protein. The transcript has a single exon. The coding region runs from base 114 to 1043 and encodes 309 amino acids. Lineage: Eukaryota; Fungi; Ascomycota; Eurotiomycetes; Eurotiales; Aspergillaceae. Gene Ontology annotation, molecular function: 3'-5'-RNA exonuclease activity. The record is from RefSeq and is a predicted model, not a curated record.
CUCGCACUCGAAAGCCAUCAAACCGCUGAGACAGCAAUCUACUUCGAACCACAGUAGCCUCAUUCUACUUACUUUACAUACUUUGAAUCCCCAUAAAUGAACAAUCCUCCACUAUGAAAGUAGCUGCAGAGCUCCCCCUCCGUAUCCUUACCCAUAACAUCCGGUAUGCAACCUCAUCUCCUUUCCAGGGCGAGCGACCCUGGGCCGAUCGAAAGCAGCUGCUCCUGAACGAGCUACUGUAUAAUACACGCCAUCAAAACGCCUUCAUAUGCCUACAAGAGGUUCUGCAUAACCAGCUGGUGGACAUACACGCGGGGCUGAACCCACCCUCUCCCUCCCCCACCAGCCAGACCUGGGAUUACAUCGGAGUUGGCAGAGACGAUGGCCGCGAAGCAGGCGAGUAUUCUCCGAUCUUCUAUCAGCCCGCAAUCUGGGAGCUCCGAGACUGGCAGACUGUCUGGCUAUCCGAGACCCCCGAUGUGCCCUCGAAGAGCUGGGAUGCCGCCUCGACCCGCAUCGUCACGGUGGGCGUCUUCACCCAUCGCGCGAGCCGCCGCACCGUGCUGGCAUUGAACACCCAUCUCGACGAUCAGGGAUCCCGGUCCCGGUUCGAGGCCGCCCAUAUCAUCCUGGCGAAGAUCGAGGAGUAUCGGGCGAAGGCGACGUCCGCAGGUGGCGGCGGCAACAGCAGCAGCAGCAACAUCUCGGGGGUAUUCCUUGCAGGCGACUUCAACAGUCAGGAGGAUCAGGAGGCCUAUACCGUGUUGACAGCGCCGGAGUCACCCUUGGCCGACGCGGCCAAGUUGGUGACACCCACGGAGCAUUACGGCCACUAUCUGACGUGGACCGGGUUUGGCCAUGAAGGGCAGCCUCCCACUCGCAUUGACUACAUCCUACUGGAGUCCACGGCGGACAAGGUUUUCAGCCACGGUCGCCAGCCGUGGAUAGUCGAGGGGUAUGCCGUUCUGGAAAAUCGGUUCGAAGAUGGGGUCUUCAACUCGGACCACCGGGCAGUGGUGAUUGAUGUGCUCUUAAGCCAGUAAGAUGACGGAGAAGAUUUGAUAAUUGCAACAAUUUCUGGACAUAACCACCGACGAGUUAACAUCUGCAAAACAUGAAGACCGUCCAUACGGUACGGUAACCUUUCGUAUGCUUGGC